Molecule: messenger RNA, 1431 nt
Organism: Amborella trichopoda
Lineage: Eukaryota; Viridiplantae; Streptophyta; Magnoliopsida; Amborellales; Amborellaceae
Product: putative polygalacturonase At1g80170
Biological process (GO): carbohydrate metabolic process
Molecular function (GO): polygalacturonase activity
Source: RefSeq, a predicted model, not a curated record
CAGCGGCCUACUUGCUUCUUUAAGCACAGUCAGUCCCUUUGAUUCUCUCUCUCUAAGAAAUGGGUGUCUCUGAAAUCCUUCUCAGCUUUUCCCUUCUUCUCUUCCUUCUCUCUCUUUUUCUCUCUCCUUACUCUACUCUCUGUUUAGGUUAUGGACCUCUAAUUUCUCUCUCUAAGUUUAGACUGUUAAGACAACUUCUUUCCCCCCAAAUCUUUCUAUCGCUAGAUGACUUUGGAGCAAAAGGGGAUGCCAUUACAGAUGAUACACAGGCUUUUGAAGAAGCCUGGGAAGGGGCCUGUUUAUUUUCUCCCUCAGUCCUUGAAAUCGCAGCUGGGAAAGUUUAUAUGGUUCGUCCCAUUGAGUUGGGUGGCCCCUGUCGAUCGAAGGUUACUCUCUUGGUUUUAGGGACCAUCGUGGCUCCCAAAGAUCCUGAUGCCUGGGAAGGGUUAAAUCCAAGAAAAUGGCUCUAUUUCCAUGGGCUUGAAGAUUUCAUCAUAGAAGGAGGGGGGACGAUAGAUGGAAUGGGAGGGGAGUGGUGGGCUAGAUCUUGCAAGACUAAUAUGUCAAAUCCAUGUCAUCCAGCUCCUACGGCUAUAACUUUUCACAGAUGCAAUAACCUGAUUGUGCGAAUGCUCAAAAUUGUUAAUAGUCAGCAGAUGCAUGUGGCAUUCACUAAUUGUGUUCAUGUCAAAGUGGACAACUUGCAAGUUGUUGCACCUACUGAAAGCCCUAAUACUGACGGCAUCCACAUAAGUGCAUCUCAACAGGUUCUGGUAAGGAACAGCAUGAUUGGAACAGGAGAUGAUUGCAUAUCUAUUGUUAGUCAUUCUUCUCAAGUACUUAUUAAAAACAUUACUUGCGGACCAGGUCAUGGUAUAAGCAUUGGAAGCUUGGGAAAAAACAAUUCAUGGGGUCAGGUGAACAAAGUCUUGGUUGAUGGAGCCUUCCUUAAAAACACUGAGAAUGGUCUUAGAAUCAAAACUUGGCAGGGAGGUUCUGGCUUCGCUGAAGGGAUUGCCUUCCACAAUGUAGUUAUGGAGAAUGUAUCAAACCCAAUAAUUAUUGAUCAGUACUACUGUGACUCUUUGGAACCGUGUCCAAACCAGACAUCAUCUGUUAAAGUGAAGGCAAUUACUUUUAUAAACAUUCGAGGAACAUCAGCAACAGGGGAAGCUAUGAGGUUUGCUUGCAGUGAAACCUUUCCCUGUGAGGACAUAUAUUUAGAGAAUAUUGAGUUAUUAUCGGCAUUGGGAGGAACUUCAGAAGCAUUUUGUUGGGAAGCGUUGGGCUCAAGCUUUGGCCCUGUAUAUCCCCCUCCUUGCUUUUGGAAUUGUGGAAAGCUCAUUGGGCAUCUCCCAAGCAACAAUGUAUCUUCUAUGUAAGAACAUAUAGGUUAUAAUUAUUCAAUUAUUUGAUUCACACAUACACAAA